Messenger RNA from Homarus americanus (American lobster), 7990 nucleotides. RefSeq lists its product as uncharacterized. The coding region runs from base 15 to 3887 and encodes 1290 amino acids. Gene Ontology annotation, cellular component: cytoplasm. Gene Ontology annotation, biological process: regulation of proteolysis; proteasome-mediated ubiquitin-dependent protein catabolic process. The transcript is spliced from 19 exons. NCBI's taxonomy places the organism in Eukaryota, Metazoa, Arthropoda, Malacostraca, Decapoda, Nephropidae. Gene Ontology annotation, molecular function: ubiquitin protein ligase binding. The record is from RefSeq and is a predicted model, not a curated record.
GUGAUCGCCGCGUAAUGGCGGGAAGUGGCGGCGGUGUAGCAGCAGACGACACUAACAUGGCAGGAUUCAGGGACAGGAACUCUCGCGUCGUCGGUACAUGGAAGAUAAUAGAGUGUGUGUCUCUGUCAGGAUCAUCUGAAGCAACAGGAAUAGAAGGGACUGAGUUUGUGUUGUCCGAGGCUGGAGAUGUUACCUGGACCGUUACAGAUGGCUGCGAUGCCCUGCCGCUCUUCUCCUGCCAGAUGUAUGAAGUGUAUACAUACCAGAACCUUCAGUGUUAUGGGAACAGAACUUUACUGCGCUUUGCUGCGUACAAUGGCCACAUUAUUGAGUUCAGACUGGACCAACCGGUAAUGUCAAGGGAUCUGAUGUUGUUGACAUACGAUGGAUGGUUCAUGUUGCAGUGCGAGAAGCUGGCCACUCCAGAGAUUGCUCCAGAUCUCCCAUACUCCCUCCUCCCAGCUCUCACUGAUGGCUACUUCUCAGAUAUCACCAUCACUGCAAAAUCGGGAAGAAAGUUUGAGGUACACAGCAUCAUUUUACAAUCAAGUAUGCCAAGUGUGGAAUGGACAUCUCUGUGUGGUCUGGAUGACUCAGCCCUAGAGACCAUCCUGUACUACCUCUACUCCUGCUGCCUCCCCUCCACACUCACCGUGGCCACCGCGCACAAGACCAUUGCCGCCACCCAACAUUUGGAAGGCUUUGAAGACUUCAGAAAGAAAUGUGAUAUCUUCAUUAAGAACACAAAUCUCAGGAACAGACUGGUGUGUCUGAUGCAGGAGGUGCAGGAGUGUGUGGAGGUGAUGGUUCAGCUGUUCAACCCCAGCGAUCCAGCAGUGACCAGCCCCACACAUCUCAUUACUGUUCUUAAGGCUGCUCUCAGACAGAUGGCUAUUGGUGUGGUGAAAGUAGUUGAGCUAAGCCAGGAGUUUGAACAGUGUGGGUGGAGACUGACCCAGGCAGAACAGCAUGAAGUGAUGCGGUACACUCGGUCACAGCUGCCACGCCUGCUGGCCACGGUGGUGCGACUCUUGGCCAAUGUACGAGCAUCACUUGCCGCCCUCAACCACCACACUCGCCAGCAGCUGGCACAGCAGCUGGUUCCAGAGAUCAGCUCAGUUCUUCAGACUGUGUGUGUUGAUGUUGGUUCACUCAGAACAAGUUUAGAGCACAUCAUCCAGGCUUCGUCCACAUCUCUGGAGUCUGCACACUCACCCACUCAUCUACUGGCAAAGUCCCUCAGAAAUGACUUGCAUCUUCGUGAACUACAGAAACUUCGCAUUCUACAGGAAAAUUUAACUUCAUUCUUGAAUUCCCUUGUUCAUAAAAGAGAACAGUUCGAGGAAAUAGGUGGUGGGGCGAGGGUGCGGGGAGUGGCCAGAAUUAUUGAACAUUUCACUGAAGAACUUCCAGUUUUAACACUGCGUCUUGAAGAAGCAGCGGCAGACUUGGAAGAAAUUGUGGAAUGGUCCGAGUUUAAGUUUGUUUUCAAGGGAGCGACCUCGAAAGUGGGGAGUAUUGUGGAGCGACUGGUGGAGCACCGUGGAGUGGUGGAGUCGUUGGUGGCGGAGUUGGUGGAGCGUGUUGGUCACCCCGCCUUCACCACCUCCCUGCAGCACCUUGGUCUCCUUGCUCCAUUGCAGGACUCCUCGUCUGGUGAAUCACCAUCCCCAGAAAAUUCUAAAGCACAAGAGUUACGGCCAUCGUCAGCAAAUGAUCUGAAUUCCCCUGGUGAUGUGGAGGGGCCGGCAGACACCAGUUCUCGCAGUGUGUCCAACUCAUCAGAUACAUCAAGUGGCAGUGGACAGCGCCGGUGCCCGUCCAUUCCUAACAUGGACACACUCCAUGAUGAACACACUCAGUCACCUUAUAAGCUGAGUCUGGUGAGUCGAGUGUGUGAACCUCCUCCAUCACGCAGCAACCCAUUAGCUGUCAACAUUGCUCGACUUUUAGCCGAUCCAGUGUUAAGUGACAUGACUUUUGUCAUUGUCCCACCAGCAGAUGAUGAGGCUUCUCCAUCAUCAAGCCAGGAGGAGCUUGAUGUGAUAGAGGGACAAGAAGCCAACAAGAGUGCCAGUAAAGAGUCUGUGAAGGAGUCCAGCUCUGAGUGGUGUGAGUUACAGCAGCAGCCCGGCACUAUGUCUCAAGCAGCACCCAAGAUGUCUUCUACAGUUGUUCGUAAAGUGAAGAAAUCUCUGAGCCUAGACCGUCCGUCCGUAAGAGCAACAAUGCCUAGUCAAGCAUAUAGUCUUGAUUGUGAUGCAAUGACUUGUUCUGAUAAUGUUUUAGUGCCCAAUAUUCCAAUUAUGCCUAAAUACUUUAAUCAACAUCAUCCUGCAGCAGACUUUAAGUUUAUACCUAGAAGCUCUAAGGAAAUUGAAAUUACUGACAAUAAUGAUGUUGGUGCUAAAUGUGAUGAUAAUGUUAAGUUGAAUGUUGAUGAGGUAAAAAGUAUUGAUGCAAGUGGAAUGUAUAAAACUAAAAGUUUAGAUGACUCAAAAAGUAAAACUUUAGCAGAAUGUGAUAAGACAUAUGUUGAUAUGGAUCGUGCUUGUAAAUUAAGACAUUCGGUGACUCCGAGUAGAGAACGCUGUGGCAGUGAGGAGCCGUAUGGGCGCCACUACCCCGACAAUCAUAUAGUGAGACCCGUAAGUGUGGGAGGUUCUGCUGUGGCGGUGGACCAAGUCUACGGGCUGACCAAUGAGGCAGAGGAACGUAGAGACAAAAAGGAAAUUGAAAUCACUAGAAAUGGCAUAAAUGUAAGGAAUGACAGAGAAAAUAAAUAUGAGGGAAGUUCAGAAAAAGACAUUGAUGGUGACAGUGACAAAUCAAAAAUGUUUGACGAAACUCAUUACAAAAUUCGGUUAGGUGAAACAGAUAAGAUAAAUACUGUACUUGGUGUAGAAAGAUUAAAAUUGUGUGAAUCUCCUCAUGUGGACAGUGGGAAGGUGAACAAGUUUCUGGGCCUGGAGACACAGAAGAAGGGAAGGCUAACUAAGGCUCCAAACAUCACAGGAGAUGAGGAUGAGAGAAUUACUAAGUCAUGUAGCUUAGAGAUUAGGGAGGAGGAACUGCUUGGCACGACUCCAGAACACAAGAGGCAGUACAGUUGGGAGAUUGUGGAGCUUCAGGCACACAGAGUGGUGGCUGCGGCCAGGUGCGAGUGGUUCAGACGGGCGUUGCUGUCUGGCAUGAGGGAAGCAAUUGACAGGUGUAUAGUGGUUCACGGGUGCAGCGUCCAGACCUUCCAACUGCUACUGGGAUUUUUGUACGCUGGCCAUGUGGAGUGCAGCAGCCUGCCCCCUGACCAGCUGGUGGACCUGCUUGUGUUGGCUGAUCAUUAUGGGGUGGACGCACUGAAGCUACUUGUUGAGUCAGGCCUUGAGCAGCACGUUGACGAUGACUCGGUAGUACCGUUGCUCACCGUCGCCCACCACUGCAAUGCAACCCACCUCAAAGAGGUGUGUGUGCAUCACUGUGUGGUGAGCGCUGUAGUGCUGGAGGGAGAGACGCUGGGCCAGUUGCCAGAAGACCUACGGCAGCACCUCACCAUGGCUCUGGGCAAACACAGAAAGUGGUGUUCAGGAGCCAUAGGGGAGGAGAUGCUGGUUGGUGGUGAGGGCACAGGAGGUGAGGACAGUCCCCUCUCUGUGUCCUCCACUGACCCCCUCACUGAUGAUCAAGUCAGUCUCAUCCCAGGGCUGCAGUACGGUUUUGGAGGUGAGCAAAGUGUGGAGAGCAGCAACAGCAGAGUGGAGUCGGUGGUGCAGCAGCUGAGAGAGAUCGUAGGCCAACAGGUACCUCGCUCCAGGCUCGUCCAGAUCACGCUCGCCGCUGAUUAUGAUGUCAACCGAGCACUCAAUUUCUUCUUUGCUUCUUCGUCAUAGUUGUUACAUUAUCAUAUCAAUGUAGAAAUUAUUUUUUAAUAUCAUGGUACUUAUUACAGUGGAAUCUCUCUUCAAUAUAGUAUACUGUAUUGCAGUUAAGGCUAUAUAUCAAAAUACUGUACUGUAAGUACGUUUCAUACACAAUUUUGUCAUUACUGUAAUUUACCGAGACUUUCGUGUGAUCAUGAAAAAGUGAACAAUACAAAAUAAUUUCUCCUUAUAUUUUUGGUGUGGUUGUCACAUUACUGUACUGUAUUGUACACCCUUAGUAACACUUUUGCUACACUUAAUUAUCCAUUUAUAAUUUCCUAACUACAGUCUCCAACACUGAUCUAAAGAGGCUUAUGAAUUAACCAUCUUUGAAGGAGAAGCAAUUUAUGUUAAAGGAACAUAUUGUAAAAUGAUUCAAAGAAGCAUUUGUGUUUUUUAGUUCAAAUAUGCAGCAACCAUAUCAUAGUAGUUGAUAAAGGGCUCUUCAACCUUGUUAACAUUUCUGUAGUGUAAUAAGGGGCACGGCUAACACUCACAUUAAGGGAGUCAUAUCAGGGAACCCAAGUGUGUGUGAUGCUGUUCUUGGGAAUCUGUUUUGACAUUUAAAAUAAGUGUCAUGCCAACUUUGAGCCUCGGACAUACCCUGUAGAGGAACAUUUUCUACUUCAUAAUAUUUCAUUAAAAUUUUAUACAGAAUUUCUUAAUGGCUUUGAGAGAUUCUAAAGAUAAAAUGAAUAGUCUGUACUGAGGGGCUGUUGAACCUAUUAUUAGCUAACAUUGCAUGCUUAUUGAAAUGCCCCAAAUGUAUGCUAACAAUUGUACCAUUUUCCACAUAAUAUAAUCCUUUGGCACCCACUGCAAAAAGACACGACUCACUUUGCACUAGCUUCAAUAUUUUGCACAAAUUCAGAUCUCUUUAACAAACAUUGCACCACUACUAUCAGCGUGACUUGUCGAUACUGAACAUUUGUAUUGCUUUCAUUCCCCCUUGUGAUAUGAAAGGUACUUCAACUGUUCAUCAUGUUUAUGGGGGCAUUUACACUGGUCAAGGGGGCUGUAGAGCUGAUGUCUGUCUGUCUGUCUGUCUAUCUGUCUGCCUGCCUCUCUGUCUAUCAAUCCUACAACAUUCUCAAAAGCUGCACCAGUUUGAAGGCUCUCACCAUCUUUACAGCCUUUUAUUCACCUCUAAAAUGACCUGAGGGAAUACUAAGACAAUGUUCUACAGAGCCUAGCCCCUAAAGCCUGACUGCUAAAGCCUGAUCCUUGAAGCAUGACCACUAAAGUGUGACUCUUCAAGCCUUCUAAAGCCUGUCCCUUAAAGUUUGGUCCCUAAAAUAUAUUUCCUAAAGCCUGACCUCUAAAGCCUGUACCUUAAAGCCUGACCCCUAAAACUUAACUCCUAAAGCCUGCCCCCUAAUGCCUGUCCCUUAAAGCCUGACCUCUAAAGCCUGUCCCUUAAAACCUGACCCCCAAAAUUCGACUCAUUAAUUUCUACAUACACCAACAUAAUGCUUCAUCAAUGCUUAUGGUGGUGUCAUGAGCACAUCUGUCACCCUCCUAUGAUACAUUAUUGCAAAUGUUUGUUUCAGAAGUAUAUUUGUAACUCACUGAAGGUCUCAAGACUCUGUUUUUUGAUGAGUCGCUUGAUAAACUUAAUCUUGCAGACGUUUUUUGCAUCAUGGUGGUCAGUGCUUAAUGUAUAGGAGAGGAGUUCAUCAUGGUAAUAUCUUAAAUAAUUUACUUUCAUAAUUAAUAUAAAAUCAUUCAUAUCAGUGUUAACAAUCAUUAACUUGUCCACAACACAUAAAGCAGAAGUUAUUUCCAGUACUCUUAAUACAAAUAUAUAUAUGUGUGUCUUGUGUGUGUGUACAGUUCUCUUGAGAUGAAAUUCAUAUUUUUAUCCUUCCAUUCAGCUUAACUUAGAAGGCUAGCCCAGUAAAAGCCCAUCACCUGACUUGACCUAACCCAGUCCAUUAAGAUGUAUAUAAGAAUUACAGUUACAAGCCCUCUGUGGUAAGCAUAUAUUUAAAAAAAAUAUAUACUAUAUAUACUGUAUAUAUUAUAUGAAACAUGUUUAUAAAAUGAAUAUGUAACAAAAAAAUGGGAAAAAUAAUUAAUUUCUUGGGAUCUUGGUGUUCUUACCCUGGUCCUAAAUAUUGCAUGAUGAAUUUUUUCAACAUUCCUCACAAAGGCUUAACCAAACACUAACCUAACCUAACCUAACCCUAGCUUAACCUAAAGGAUGUGCAACUUUUCUUGAUGACACACAAUCAUCAUUUUCCUUGGUGUUCUUUUCCUUAAACUAACAUAUUAUUUCUCUUGAAUGUCGAUAGUAACACAGGGUAAUAUAUAACUUCUUAAUAUCAUUCCACAGCAAUUCUUCUACCCCCCAUACAACACUAUACUACUGUAGUUGGCCUCUUUUCAAUAACAUUCAAUAACCAUCUUUCUCUCCAUCUGAUAUUGGUGAUUUUUAUUUAUUUUAUUUAUUUUUUAUAAUUUUACCAGAAUGUCACCUCAACACUAGAAUGAUCUUAUGGAGCUCCAGUCUUGUGUUCCAUUAGUCUUUGACAGUCUUGAAACUAAUAAGUAAUCCAUCAGUUACAUCUGUACACUGGGUAAGAUAAUCCUGAUGAGCGUGAUGCUUUAAUGUGGGAGCCUUAAGUAGGUGCUUCAUCCUCAUUAUAAACGAUAAAGUUCUAUUGUCAUAUUUUAGAGGACAAAUAUUGAUGUGAAAAUAAACAAAGGUAAACUUAUUCUCACCUAACUUAGUCUAGCAUAGCCUAGCCUAAACCUAACCAGUCCAACAUUGUACCAUCCUGACAUAGACAACAUUGUACCAGCCUGACCUAGAGAACAAACAGUACCACUUUUAAGAACACACAUGAGUACCGUUCUUGCUUUAAGAUUACUGUACUGUACACAUUUGUUCUCUUACUGUACACUGUGGGAUGAUCCAUGUUUGCCUUUCUCAUCUUGAGUAUAAACAUGUGUACCUUUUCACUGUGUACCUCCUCUGCUUGAUAAUAAUGAUGUGUAUUAUUAUCAGCUUGAAGAAGACAUUUGUACUGUCUGUCUACAGCUUAUUAUAAAACAGCCAAACAUGCUUAGUGACUUUCAGCAUGUUAUAAAAGAUAUAUGCAAGUCGUUGGUUGACCUUUACAUGUAUACAAUACUUGCCACUUGAAUCAAAGAAAUAAUUGCUAACUUGUUGAUCAAUGUUUUCUUUGGGAAUGAGAAAACCAGAAUUGUUUAUUGAAAAAAAAUGUUUGAAUGUUAUGUACAUAAAUUUGUAUGUAUUUUUUAGUAUUAUUUAUUAAAAGAUAUGUAUAGAAUGUUGAUUUAGCAGUGGCAACAAUACUUGGUAGUUUGUAAGAGUACGUUACAAUGCAAUUUUUUUACUUAGCACUCGAUGUCAUUCCAUGUGUCAGCUUUAACGUGUAGCUCUGUAAGGUAUUAUUUAUUUUGGUGAUAAUAACUGGCAGCUGCAGGAUCUUGAUUCCUUGUUAAAUACUGUAUUGACUUGUUGUUGGACUAUUUAUACUUUGUAACUGUGUGAGAAAUAUUGAACUAUGUGAGUCAGUGUUGAUAUAUACCAUUAACAGUAGAAUUCAUGUACGUUAAGUUACAAUAUGCAAGAUGUGAUCAGCUUGUUGAGCUUAUAAUCUUCAGAGCCUUAUGUUCACCCUGCAAGACAGCCAAUUUUUGGAGAAGUACCACAAACAAAACCACUAAGCCAUUUGUGUUUUCUUUUUGGAAGCAGACAACCUGACUCUAACCUUGCAGGCCCAGGGUUGGUUUUAUUUGGUUUGUAACUGCUGAAAAAUAAAUGGCUUAGCAGUUUUGUUUGUGAUUUUGCUUUUUAACAGCCACUGUUUUGCAUUCACCAGAAGAGCUUUGAUUUGCUGUUAUAGUGAACCCCUUAUUGUGAAUACUGUACUGAACUGGACCCUUCCCCCCUCCCUUAGUGAUAACUCCCUCAUCACUCACAAAAGAUGAGCAUAAGGUGAUAUAAAUAACUGAGUUGGGUAGGUUGAGAGAUGUUAGCCCAUAUUAUUAAACAACAUCUUCCCUUGAAGAGGGUCGUCGUGUUUCAACCCGAGUUUUAAUCU